Molecule: messenger RNA, 4260 nt
Organism: Lagopus leucura (white-tailed ptarmigan)
Lineage: Eukaryota; Metazoa; Chordata; Aves; Galliformes; Phasianidae
Gene: PAPOLA
Product: poly(A) polymerase alpha
Exons: 22
Coding region: 275-2428 (717 amino acids)
Cellular component (GO): nucleus
Molecular function (GO): poly(A) RNA polymerase activity; RNA binding
Source: RefSeq, a predicted model, not a curated record
CCGGGCGCCAUGUUAGAAGGCCGGAGGGGAAGAGGAAAGUGAAGCGGCGGCGGCCGGGCCCGACGAAGGGCUUUCUCUUCCCUCCGAGCCCUCACCCCCGCCCCGGCCCCUACCAUGGUCACGGCUCCCGCUUCCCGGCGGGGCGAGUGACCGGUCCGGAGGCGGCAGCGGUGGGGGAGGACGAAGAACAAGAGGAGGAGGGAGAAGGGGAAGACGCGGCGGCGACGGUGGUGGUGGUGGCGGCGGCGGAGGAGGAGGAGGAGCCGGAGAGACGAUGCCGUUUCCUGUUACAACCCAGGGAUCACAAACACAGCAACUGCAGAAGCAUUAUGGCAUUACCUCACCUAUCAGUUUAGCUGCCCCCAAGGAGAUUGACUGCAUGCUUACCCAGAAAUUGAUUGAAACCCUUAAACCCUAUGGUGUAUUUGAAGAGGAAGAAGAACUGCAACGCAGGAUUUUAAUUUUGGGAAAACUGAACAACCUGGUAAAGGAAUGGAUACGGGAAAUCAGUGAAAGCAAGAAUCUUCCACAGUCUGUAAUAGAAAAUGUUGGAGGAAAAAUUUUUACAUUUGGAUCCUAUAGAUUAGGGGUCCAUACAAAAGGUGCUGAUAUUGAUGCCCUGUGUGUUGCACCAAGACAUGUUGAAAGAAGUGAUUUUUUCACAUCAUUUUAUGAAAAACUGAAACAGCAAGAAGAAGUAAAAGAUUUGAGGGCUGUUGAAGAAGCUUUUGUCCCAGUUAUUAAACUAUGUUUUGAUGGAAUAGAGAUUGAUAUUUUGUUUGCAAGAUUAGCGCUGCAAACUAUUCCUGAGGACUUAGACCUCCGAGAUGAUAGCCUACUUAAAAAUUUAGACAUUAGAUGCAUACGAAGUCUUAAUGGUUGCCGGGUAACCGAUGAAAUUCUGCAUCUAGUACCAAACAUUGACAACUUCAGGUUAACACUGAGAGCUAUCAAACUGUGGGCAAAACGCCACAACAUCUAUUCCAAUAUACUAGGUUUCCUUGGCGGUGUUUCCUGGGCUAUGCUAGUAGCAAGAACUUGCCAGCUUUAUCCAAAUGCAAUAGCAUCAACUCUUGUACAUAAAUUUUUCUUGGUGUUUUCUAAAUGGGAAUGGCCAAAUCCAGUGCUAUUGAAACAGCCAGAAGAAUGCAAUCUUAAUUUGCCUGUAUGGGACCCAAGGGUAAACCCCAGUGAUAGGUACCAUCUUAUGCCUAUAAUUACACCAGCAUACCCACAGCAGAACUCUACCUACAAUGUGUCCGUUUCCACACGGAUGGUCAUGGUUGAGGAAUUUAAACAAGGUCUUGCUAUCACAGAUGAAAUUUUGCUGAGUAAGGCAGAGUGGUCCAAACUUUUUGAAGCUCCAAACUUCUUUCAAAAGUACAAGCAUUAUAUUGUGCUUCUAGCAAGUGCACCGACAGAAAAACAACGACUAGAAUGGGUGGGUUUGGUGGAAUCAAAAAUCCGUAUUCUAGUUGGAAACCUGGAGAAAAACGAGUUCAUUACACUGGCUCAUGUGAAUCCACAGUCAUUCCCAGCACCCAAGGAGAAUCCUGACAAGGAAGAAUACCGUACAAUGUGGGUGAUUGGGUUGGUGUUCAAGAAAACUGAAAAUUCUGAAAAUUUAAGUGUGGAUCUUACUUAUGACAUCCAGUCUUUUACAGAUACAGUUUAUAGGCAAGCAAUAAACAGCAAGAUGUUUGAGAUGGAUAUGAAGAUUGCUGCAAGGCAUGUGAAACGUAAGCAACUUCACCAACUGCUACCUAAUCAUGUACUUCAGAAAAAGAAAAAGCAUUCAACAGAAGGAGUCAGACUGACAGCUCUGAAUGACAGCAGCCUAGACUUGUCUAUGGACAGUGAUAACAGCACGUCUGUGCCUUCGCCUACUAGUGCUAUGAAGACGAGUCCAUUGAACAGUUCUGGAAGUUCUCAGGGCAGAAGCAGUCCUGCGCCAGCUGUAACAGCAGCAUCUGUGACCAACAUACAGGCUUCUGAAGUCACUGUGCCACAAACAAAUUCCAGUGAAAGCUCAGGGGGUUCUUCAAAUGAAAGCAUUCCUCAAACUGCCACACAACCAGCCAUUUCUCCACCACCAAAGCCUACCAUCUCUAGAAUUGCUUCCUCAACACAUCUAUUAAAUCCAUCACCCAGAAUUUCAGGAAAUGUUGCAACAAAAACGCCUAGCCCUGUCACAGCAGUGAAAAGGACAUCUUCUCCCCAUAAAGAAGAUUCUCCCAAGAAAAUGAAAAUUGAAGAGCAGGAUGAAAUAAGUGAAGCUACUAGCUGUGUAGAUGUGAAUGAGCAUGAGAGAAUGGAAACAAAGGAGCUAUUGGAUACGGAAGUGAGUGUUAAUUCCCAAAUGGAACAUCUUCAGACAACUUUGCAAGCUCCUCAGAUGGUCAUUGAUCUUAUUGAAUAUGCAUUGUAGCUAAACAUGUAUGGCUUGCCAUACAAACUGACCGAAGCUGGAUUCGCUCUUCUGAAUUGUGCCUUCAAAGUAAGGGGCUCAGUUUAUUCCUUUGUGCUUUGCACAUCACAGAAUAAUCCUUUCUAACAAGGAAAAAAAUGCUUUAAAUAGCUGCUGCUCGAAGAUGUCCUGGUAGAGUUUGAAAAUGUGAGAAAGUUGGCUUCAGAUUCUGGUGUUUGGUGUGAGAGGGGAGAGAGAAGUUCUGUUCUGAUAGUUUAUUAGCCAACUAUCUCACUUCACUGCUGGUGAAGGAACGUAAGUAGCAUUCUGUGAUAGUCUCUUAAGCUUUCUUUCCUAGUAUUAUAAUCACUUCUGGAGAACAUCUUUACUGGCAUUUUUAAGCCUUACUUGUUGCUCUACUGAUUAAAAGCUCACAAUUGCAAAUUGUUUUAUGCUCGCUCUGCUCUUUAGAUGAUGUAUAGUAAAUGUAUUGAUUGAAAAUGGGGAUGUAUUGCAAUAGUAGUAUUUGUUAACAGGCUUUUUGAACUACAUGAGCAGACCACGUGAGCAAUAUCUAAUAAAGGUACCAAAAUUAGCAGAAAUUGUAGAUGUUAUGUGGGCACUUCAAACUACUUCAAGGAAAUUAGUUUCUUUAAAGAUCACGUAUGCCAAAUUUAUUUCAUUUAUUAAGAGAUUUUUACUAAAGUGUUCUAGUUUUUACAAAUACAGUAGUUGUUACUGUAGCAAAGGUAAUCUGGAAACUAUAAAAUUAUGUUGGGCUUCUUCUGUCACUUUUUCAAUAUUUUCAUUGGCUUCUAGAACAUUGCUUGUGUUACAGGACAUGAAAACAAUGCAGGUCAGCAUGAACCAGGCAGUGGGCUACUGGGUGCAGGUUGGUGGGGAAGGAGGGUUAUCAAAGCUAUUUUGCUGUGAAUCUUUUUUGUGUUGUGUUUUGCCAUCAUCAGUCAGCGUACUCUGCUGAUUCAUUUUAAUGAAGCAACUGUUGAGAGUAGUCAUUUUAAUGCAGUUUUUCCCAUAUGUGAAAUGUUCUUUAUACUAAUUUUGAAUGUUUGUAACAUAAGAAAACAUUUUCUGUUAAAUUGUGUGAAGUAAUAAAUAAUAACUGAAUUAUUGUGAUGUCAAAUAAUAUGCAAAACUGGAAGGCAAAUGAAGGGGUAGCAGCUUAAAAAUAAAGGCCUCUAAGGCAUGUAAGAAAUUAAUUUAUUGUAUUGAAUAUUGAGUGUUUUCUUGGUUUUAGAAAUAACCUAGGCAAACAAGAUUUAAUUAUUAUUAAGGGAGACAAAAGUAUUCAGGGUAUUUUUAAUGUGGAAUUCUUUUCCUGGUCAUAUAGCAGUGUUUUAUCAUACUAUCUCCAUGUUAAUCUAUUUUAAUUCGUUCUGGAAAUUCGAUCAAAAUGUAUUCUUAAAAAAUCUGAAGUAUAAAUGUAGAAGGACACAAAUUGCAUAGGGGUCAGCCAUCUCAUCUUCAAUCCGUAAGAGUGUUACUGAGUUACUGAGUUAUUCAUAGCAAUCUUGAAAUAUUAAACGUCUUCAUCUGAUAGCAGAUGUCAACCUUAUUAGGUGGAUAUUAUAUCUUUAUUAUGGUACAGACUCUUAGUAGGCUCAGCUUUCUCUGCAGCACCUCCUAGUUUCUUGCAGCGUGGAAAAAGGAGAUGCAGACUUUGAAAGAGAUAGCUGCACUUUUUUGUUGUUAAAAAUGGCUAUGUAGGCAAAAGGAAUAUCUGCUUCUGUCUUUAUAGUUUGUAAUUAUCCUUAUCUUGGUAUGUUUUAAACUACUCAAGAUUUGAUUUGUUGUUGAACACUGGUGCCAAUUUCUACAGUAUUCCUGUAAUU